Molecule: messenger RNA, 523 nt
Organism: Olea europaea var. sylvestris
Lineage: Eukaryota; Viridiplantae; Streptophyta; Magnoliopsida; Lamiales; Oleaceae
Product: ycf54-like protein
Exons: 2
Coding region: 39-374 (111 amino acids)
Source: RefSeq, a predicted model, not a curated record
AGAAGAAGUAUUAUUUUGUUGUAGCAAAUGCAAAAUUCAUGUUGGAUGAGGAAGAUCAUUUCAAGGAGCUAAUGUUUGAGCGACUUCGGAAUUAUGGAGAGCUUAAUAUAGAGCAAGAUUUCUGGCUUGUGAUUGAACCCAAGUUCUUGGAUAAGUUUCCGAAUAUUACCAAGAGACUAAAGAGGCCAGCGGUGGAGCUUGUUUCUAUGAAUGGCCCCUGGAUAACGUACAUGAAACAAAGACUCGACCGGGUUUUGCAAGAAAGCUAUGAAGCUGACAGUAUAGAGGAUGCCUUGGCAUCUAAUCCCAUUAAUCUUGCCUUUGAAAAGCCAGAGAAGUGGACGGCUCCAUACUCGAAGUAUGAAUUUGGUUAGUGGGAGUCGUUUCUACUAUCAAAGACAUCAAAGGUAUGAAGCGACACUCCUGUAGUAUUUAUGUGUGUGACAGCAUCUUGCAGUUCUGAACUUUGUCACGGUUGUUUUGCUGCUAGGUAAUUAAAAUCAUAAACUUUUGAAUUUUGGAG